GACUGGGGCUCAGGAACGGGGAUUUCUUUAAAUUGAAUUUGCUCAGGGCCGCCGUGAUUGUGAAGCACAGCACCGAUCUGUUGUUUUGGGACCUCUUUUAGUGAAGGGAUAGCAUUUGAGCUAAAGGCCCUUGUCAUUAAAGAGUCCCUCGUUUCAUGAUGCAAACUGUUGGAUGGACCCUUGUUAUAACUUCGAACAAGAAUUAUACUCGCCAGAGAGCGGUUGGAAAGCGACUGCUUAAUAGGUGUAGAGCAAAGGGCAUUUGAGGCAAGGGGCAAGGCCUUUUGAACAGAUCGUAAGUAUCGAAGCAUAUUACUUGCUCGACUUAAUUUUUCCAAGUUUUUCUCAAUUAAAGAUAUAACUUUGAGUGAAACAACUAAAAAAUGAAAAAAUGAAGCAUCAAAAAUGUCAACUCAGCAGCUACUAUUUUAUUUUAAGAUUUUAGGUAGCUCGUGAAAGUUCUGUGUAAUUUCCCAGAGGACUCAAAACAUAUAUUUUAUAGCAAGUCUAUAUGACAUGAUUCCAAUUCCAGCUUAAGUAAUGGCUAAAACAAAGAAAAGCAUGUAGUGUUUCUUCAAUGUCUUUUCCUUCGAUUUAUAAAAGAAUGAAAUAGGAAUGGAAGUUAUUUUUCCAAAAAAAACAAUCCGUUGAAUUUUGAUCUGUUUCCCAUUUCUCAAUGCGAUUAUCUUUUCCUAAGAAAAAUAGAGGCCUACCAUCGUUUUAUAACAAUUGAGAAAAGUUUUCAUUGUAUGUUAUUUUCCCUAUGCCAUCUUGUUCUCGUUCGCAAUUUUGAAAAAGGCUUUUCCUUCAAAAGGUUCUAUGAAACAACGUGAAGAAAAGAAAUCUUUAGCAGCCAUUACAAAAUCGAUAAUUAAGUGAAAACCAUUCUUUUUAUUUUCAAAUUUGAAUGAACUCCACAAAAGGCUCUUUUGUUUUUUGUUCGGGAUCGUCUUAUCGUGAAACAACAUUUUCUUAAGCUUCAUCAACAAAAAUUGCUGUAGUAUUGACCCAAACGUUCAUGUUCGCUUUUCUGGUUUUUGAAUUGAAUACUCAGAGAAAGAAAAAAGACGGUGAACACCGUGAGUUUUGGGCUUUUCUUGAGAGGAAAUGAGAAUGAAGAACUCGCUACAGACAAUGAAGACAUUCCACCUUCACGCUGCAUGUUGAACUUUUCUUGAUCAUUUAUACUUAUUUAUCAUUUCAAUUUCCACUUCCAUCGACUGUUUUCUUUUGUUUAUUACUUACUCUUACAAUGAUUUCCUGGUAACAAUGUCCUCUCGUUCAAGUCACUGCUACAUAACCAAGUAAACACUACAAAGACAACUCUUUCCAUUCAAAUAGCCUUUUUUGUGUGUUUUUUGUUUUAAAAAUCCUUUUGAAAUUUCUGUUUAGAAUGAAAUACUAGAAAUUUUUGUAACUCUGACUUUCGCAGUGACUGUAUCGUGCAAGCGUUUCCUUUGAACUUUUUUCUUCUUGAUAUUGAUAUUUUGCUAAAGCAUCCUUUUUUUUUCUAAACAAAAUAUAACAACCAGAGGAUAGCUGUCUCAUCCCGCCUUGUUUUCUCCCAGCAUUCAUUUCAAAUCGCGGCCUUUAAAAACAGAUGUUGAAUUCUCAAAAAAUGGAACACGGAAAAAUGUUUGAUCAAAUAUUAAAGCUCUCACAUGAAAAGAUUUCUGUCCCCGAACUGAUUACCCUGUUAGACAUUCAUUACAACGACAUGUUCCAUGUAAAUCCAUGGAUGAAAAAGGAAAUAAAAAAACUAGCCUAUGAAUUUGUGAAAAAUGACCCAAAUCAGCAGCUUUCAAAACAUGAUGCUUGCGAUCUUGUAGAGGCGUUUAUUAAUGUGCCCGUAACAUCGCUUGAGAGACAGUCGAUUUCAUCGAGUUUUCCUUUGUAUUCCACAAGUGUCGAAGAUAUAUCUUCUGAUUUUUCUGCAGAUUCCAGCCUCUUACCUCAGUCUGUUACAUUGUCCUAUAGUUUAUCUCGAUCCGCGACUCCUGAACAUCUUUCUGAUGAUUCAUUUGUCGCAGCAUUCCAGAAAACUCGGUCUCAUUUUGCAUAUUCAGACUCCCUACUAGAAUCGACUUUCUCAAAUAUCCAAAAUUGUAUUGCAUCCAUCCAAAACGUCAAGAAAGAGGAUGUUUCAUCUCAACUCGUCGAGCUUCAUGUGGGACCGGAAACUUCACUUCCGUCCUCAACAACUCUUCCUUCUUCUUCCAAAAAAGCAGUUCCGGAACCUAAAAGGUCUAAACCCUCGCAACAAGCUAAAAAUUAUUACCCGAUUUCCAACGUUUGGGAACUUCUUAAUUCGUCCUACUAUAUAAAGGCCUGCAUAGCCCUUCUGAUUUCCAUCAUUCUCUUUUUCGUCCUCCAUACUUCGUCUAAAUCUAAUCCUUCUAAAACUCGUCCCUCAUAACCAAACAUGUUUAAAAAAUUAUUUAUUAUUAGUUUAGGAAAUUCAUUUCAUCGUUUGUAAUCUUC
Messenger RNA from Schizosaccharomyces cryophilus OY26, 2481 nucleotides. RefSeq lists its product as uncharacterized. Lineage: Eukaryota; Fungi; Ascomycota; Schizosaccharomycetes; Schizosaccharomycetales; Schizosaccharomycetaceae. The coding region runs from base 1601 to 2416 and encodes 271 amino acids. The record is from RefSeq and is a predicted model, not a curated record. The transcript has 4 exons.